UCAUUGUAGGUUGACCUUAUUGCUUAUCUUGAGUGGUUGGGGAGGGCCAGGAGGAGAGAAGCCAGCAAGUAAGCAAGACACUUUCCCAGUUGAAGUCGGGGUGCUGGAGGAGUGUGGAGUAGAGGAAGCUUCUGAAGAUCUUACCUUUUUUUUUCUAGACGAUAUUUCUAUUCAUCAAGGCUACUUUUACUCAUCAAGGCUACUCUGAUAUCAUCAAGUGUAUACAUCAACAGGAAGUUUUCUCAGGAGCAACAGUGAUUGACGGACUCAGGGAUGUAGUGAGAAGUCAAGGUGCACUGUACGCCUUGUAAGAAGGUGAGCAGUGAGACAUGCAUACACGGAUCUCCUUCCAGCCAGCCACGAGGCUGACAAACACUGGUGCCAUACAACUCCUCAGUCUCCUUCUGCUGCUCCCAUACACACGGGUCACUGGCACCAUCUUUGAAGAUCUGUUGCAAAAACAUGCUGAAUAUAAAGAAAACUGUACCAGAACCCUGGCAGCCACCCAACAUACUGUAACUGGAAUAUACUGCAAUGGGACAUUAGACCUUUUUGCCUGUUGGCCAUAUUCAUCUCCCGGGAAUAUAUCAGUGCCCUGUCCCUCAUAUUUACCAUGGAUUAAGGAAGGUUUUCCAGGGAAAGUUUAUAAAAUAUGUACUGCUAAUGGAACCUGGGAAACAGAAGAGAAUUCCAGCACUGUCUGGCAGGAUAAGUCUGAAUGUAUAGACCCAGGCUUUUUUAAAAAUAAGGAAGAUGAAGCAUUUCAACAUUCAGUCUUGAGGGUCCUCUCCAUAGUUGGCUACACGUUGACCUUGUCCAGUCUGAUUCUAGCUAUGAUUAUUAUGGCAUUUUUGAGGAAGCUUCACUGUACUAGGAACUAUAUCCACAUGAACCUCUUUGUGUCGUUCAUGCUUAGAGCUAUGGCAGUCAUUACCAAAGAAAUCGUAAUCUACAUCACACGCUCCAACAAGCCCAACGAUGAAGCUGGAUGGAACAACUAUCUGGAUUCUACAAAAGCCCUGCUGUGUAAAGCCGCUGAGGUAGCAAUGCAGUAUUUUGUGGCCUGUAAUUACUUAUGGCUCCUGUUGGAGGCGAUCUUCCUUCACACUCUACUCUUUACUGCUGUGUUGACCAAGCGGCGGCUCCUGAAGAGAUACAUGCUGGUAGGAUGGGGGACUCCAUUUCUGUUUGUGAUACCUUGGACUGUGGCUAAAGCUCUGUAUGAAAAUAAAGGUUGCUGGGUCAUCACUAACAGAUGGAUCUGGUGGAUUAUUAGAGCUCCAAUUACACUGUCAGUUUUUGUUAUUUUCUGUAUAUUUCUCAGGAUCAUAAAACUCCUGCUGUCAAAAUUACAAGCUGAUCAAUUAAGGUUUACGGACUACAGAUACAGUUUAGCAAGAGCAAUACUGGUGUUGAUUCCAUUGCUUGGGAUCCAUGAAAUCCUGUUCAUAAUCUUAAUAGACGAAACUAUUGAGGGAAGUCAUCGAUAUGUGCGAAAUUUCAUCAAUUUAACUCUGAGCUCUUUCCAGGGAUUCUUGGUUGCUGUUCUGUACUGUUUUGCCAAUGGAGAGGUCCGUGCUGAGUUGAAGAACAGGUGGCACGUGUUUGUCUCCAACCGCUUGGAGGAUCACAACUGCUUUGCACGCAUGCACCCCAAAUACUUAUGGAAAAAGUCAUUGAAUGGGAAAAGACACCCCUCGGAUCACAGUGACUCAUAUGAAGAGCGAAGCCAUGCUCCCACACAGACCCAGCUCACUCAGGUGACCAUCCAAUCAGGGGUAGAAUUGUCCUCUGGACAGUGUACAAGUCUGGAGUUUUACACAAGGAAGCGUCUGUCCAGCAGUGAUGGGGACAUGACUUUGGGUGAGACCAUGGAGGAGAUUCUAGAGGAGAGUCAUUUUUAACUUUCGUUGCCCUUGACUUCUUCAUAGGCCAGAAGUGCUGGUGAAUUUUUGUAUAAACACUGAUGGUUUUCAGCAGCAGCAGAUGUAGUCAUCCCAGCAUAUUAAUGAAAGAGUCUAUAUUAUUGCCAUUUCUUGGAACAGAUACACUUCCAUUUUAUCAGCUGCUUCAAUAUAAGCCUUCAGGUAAAAGCACUUAACUUACAAUGCUCUGUUGCUGAACUUUUCUUAAGGGAUAUGUACAAACCUGCAUAAAUAUUAUAGUUGUAGAUACUGUAUGUCAAGUAACCUAAAACAACCAGUCUUAAGUUCUGUUUCUCUGAUUUAAAGGAUGCCAUGUAAUGUAAAUAUGAUGUGACUUGCCUACCUAUCAAAAUGCUACUUUUUAAAACCUGCUGUUCAGUUUAUUGCAUGUACAGAAGCACUUUAUCUUCAGUUCUUUUUGGUGAUCAAAAAAAGAUUAAGUUUAAUUAAUUACAUUAAUUACUUAAUUAAUUACGUUAAAUAA
Tachysurus vachellii is the source of this 2409-nucleotide messenger RNA. RefSeq names its product glucagon-like peptide 2 receptor. Bases 330 to 1904 code for a protein of 524 amino acids. The record is from RefSeq and is a predicted model, not a curated record. Gene Ontology annotation, cellular component: plasma membrane. The transcript is spliced from 13 exons. Gene Ontology annotation, biological process: adenylate cyclase-modulating G protein-coupled receptor signaling pathway; cell surface receptor signaling pathway. Lineage: Eukaryota; Metazoa; Chordata; Actinopteri; Siluriformes; Bagridae. Gene Ontology annotation, molecular function: peptide hormone binding; glucagon receptor activity.